UGGACAAACAAAGUGCGCUCGACGGGACCAGCGGUCCGCGCAGCCAGUCGCGAGACGUUUCUCUGGGGACCGCCCCAGCGACGCUCGGCCCGGAUCGUCGUGCACGGGAAGGGCCUCAGCGAACGCCGGCACGCCAGCAGCUGCGAUGGCCGGCCCCAGCGGAACGGGCGAGCGACGCGCCGCCACGGCUAGCCGGCACUCGCCGGACACUGGCAGCGGCAGCUCGUCGGACUGCGACGCGAAGAGGCGCAAGUCGAAACGACAACGUUCGCCCAGUAGCAGCGACACGUCCGGUAGCACCCAAAAGCUGGGCAGACACAGGGCUGCGAAGCGCCGCGAGAGAAGUGAAUCCGCGUCCAGCCGUGUCGGCCGCGAGAAAGGCAAGUCCAAGAACCGACGCCACUCGAAGAGCUCGUCCGGAAGCAGCGGCUACAAAUCUAAGCGCAAGACUAGGAGGAAACACAAGUCGAGCAGCGGCGCGUCCAGCCACGGCAGCAGGGACUCGCACAACCGUGAAAUUAAAAGAUUACGGCGUCGUUCUGGAAGCCAGCUGGAAGCCCGAAGAAAGCGCGAAUGGCAUAAGAGAGACACCGAAAGCGAUGUUCAGUCGCUGAGCUCUGUUAUCAGCGACGUGGCAGGCAAUACGCGGAGAGCGACUAAAAGACGUCGCCACCGGUCAUCUAGCGAGGAAAGCAACCGCCAAGAAACGCUCAGCGAAGAGGUGAAGAUGGCCUCAAGGAGUGCCGCUGAAAAAAAGGCUCGCCGCGUCGGCGUGGAGGGCAUCCAGACCAGCGAGUGCCGAGCAGCGGUGAAUUCGGCGGGUCAGGAGAGCGACUCGUUCGAAGCAGCUUCGAACGACGAGGCUACCGGAAACAAGAAGCGGCGAAAAAGGAAAGUGCCGCGUACUCCGGUGACCGACCUGUUCAGCGCUCUCAACGACCCCGCAGCAGCGUCUUCGUCUCGGAGUGCGAACGUAGACGACUCGUCGAAGCCUAGGCGCGAGACUAACAGGACACCUCCGAAAGAGACCAACGACGAUCGUUCCGACGACGGGCGGGUGAAGAAUCAGGCAGCCCCGGAUGUGCCACCGACGGAAGGGUCCCCUCCACCGAUGGAGUUUCCCGAUUUGGCUCCAGACAUUGCCGAGCUACUGCUGCAACUGUUCCUCGAGUUGCUUUUGAUCAUGCUUCUGCAGUACCUUGAUCAUGAACACCCACCGGAAAACUUGCAGUAGGGCACUGGCUAACCCGGCGUCGCCCGAGGGCCACAUUUCUAUACGAAUGAAAUCCCUCUGCAACCUAAAGCAUGUAUAAUUAUAAUUAUAACCCGGGAUUGUUUUAGGUUCUAAAUUUAUCCUAAUUUUAGAUAUAAAGGUACUGUAAAGGCCUAUAACAUGGUUGCUACAAUUGUUUCCGAAUCGGGGACUGAGGCAUAUUCCUAAACCCAGUGAUAUCGGACUUGUGCCGUACAGGUUCACCUUGGAAUACAUUGCACAAAUGUAGACGGCACAUAAAAUUUGUUUACCAAACAGGUGCCACUAACUGAAGCGCCGCAUUUCUCGGCCUGGCCCAGGCUCCCGACCGAAUGAACGCGUAGCCCUGCCCGGGAUCGCUAUAAAGCUUAUUCGUGCGUGCCUUAAAACAUUCAUCACUUAAGUAGUGCAUUGAAUGACAUUACAGCAAAACAGCACGCAGUGGCAAUGAAACGUUGCGGAAAAGUAUUUUUCCGACAGAGCCCAUCUACUGCAAACAUGAAAAAGUUGAUAGAAGCAAAAUCUGGUUUUAAAAUUCCUGGCAAGGCAUUUCAUAUAAAACUGUGGCGCACAUUUUUUGUUUUGAACAAUGAAGGUCACAUCCACUUGUAUAAAAAAAAUAAAGACAGGUGAGUCAGGUGCGGCUGAUAUCGAAAAUGGACACAGUCUUCCGGGGCGCAUUGGUUUGGCAUGUUGCUUUGUGUUCCAUGUUGAUGGUGAUGGUGAUCAUGAACCUCUGUCAUGGC
This is a messenger RNA of Dermacentor andersoni, 1998 nucleotides long. RefSeq lists its product as uncharacterized. NCBI's taxonomy places the organism in Eukaryota, Metazoa, Arthropoda, Arachnida, Ixodida, Ixodidae. The record is from RefSeq and is a predicted model, not a curated record.